CCACUGAUGUUUCCAUCCUGGGAAUGUAGACACACAUGAUGCUCUUAACCAGUGGUUCCUGGGCGUCCCGACUAAUUCAAAAGGGUCGCAAGAUGAUGGAAUGGAUAUGUAAGGAAAACAUAUUCCUGUGUUUUUUAAAAAUCUGUUCUUUUCUCAUGAAAUACCGAAAACUCUUCUUCAGUCCUCUAGAAAUUAUUCAAAUGAACGGCAACGACCCCGGCUGAUUGCACCAGAUUACCCAUCUCUAUUUCUCCUUGUUUCAUGUCAUUUCUUGCCCGUUUACUAUCGCAAUAAGGCAUAUGAUUCCCCCCAAAAAUACAUAGAAGACUUAACCUCAGCUCAGACAUAUGCAGCAAGUGACAAGAGGUUGCAAGCCAAAAAUGUUGGGAACCACUGCAAUAAACCAAUAAACACAAAACUCUGAUGCUCAAUAAUGAAAACAGGAUGAUAUCUGAUAUCAUCCAGGAUUUUAUAAAGAGCAGGCUGUCCAUGAAGUUUAAUCACUUUAUUGGCUUACAAUUGAAUUCAGCCUCUGUUUUUAUGACGUACUCGUCUUUCACUGUAGUGUCAGAACAAGUUUACUUAAAUCUUGCAAAAAAUCUAACUUUUUCACUCAGUUCACAGCAUUCAAUCACUUUUAUUUUGUAAAACUCUGUUUUUCCAAUUGUGUAAUGUGGCAUCCUGUAACACCCAAGCUUUAAUAUGGCUGAAUGUUGACACUGGAAUCUGUUCAGCAUGGCAGUUGUUCUCACCAGGGCUGCUGCCAACUCGUCAUGCUGUAUGUACCACCUGUUAUGUGCAUCAGGAUUUCCUGAACUGCUUCAUUUCUUUCUUUAUGUGCGUGUGGGAAAACAGAUUCUUGGCAGAGAUCACGUCUCUCAAAUCACACAGCACUGCUAAUGCGGCACUGUUUCCUCAGUGUUUUUUGUCUCUUGUGAGCCAUCCUGAUUAUAUUCACGUCAUUUCUGUCGGUGCUGUGUUAAACAUUACAAGUUAAGUGUUUUGUUCUGAUGCCAUGUUGCUUAGAGACUGACAUACAAACAUGACGUGCGUACACAAACGCACACUAUAUUUUGCUUGGUCAAUAUUUCAUUAUUUUAAGGAACUGGGAAUACCUUGCUGAUUGAUGGCAAUUCACCAUCAGCAGAUAUAACCACAACUACUCAAUCAAUUAGUUCCAAUUAGAGAGAGAUUACAUAACUAAAGAUCUACUCUAAAUAAGUGAUAUUGAUUUAAGUAAGCAGACGCUAUUGACUCAGGGGUAACAGCUGUGACCACAAGACAGAAUUAAUACUUAAACCUGUUUGUUGUUUGAGUUCACAUUCGCUAUAGAACUAGCCAGCUAAGGCUGCGACCGACGGAACACUUUUCUUAGUGACAUUGAUUUGACUGGCUAGCUAGCUUGUCUUAUUGUAAAACAUACCGUCUUAAGUAAGUUUUAUUUUCCGUUUGUCAAACGUACGCAAUGUUCAAUGUUUGAAUCUUGCUAACAAGGCUUUCCGGCUUGUAGCUGAAAUGUUCUGUGAGCUGAGUGGAUUAGAAAUAUCUCCCAUUGCCAGGUUGUGUCUAAAGUUUGCUUGAAACUUCACUCGAAAAUGUGCUCGAACAGCGAACAACGUUCACAUUACAAAAGAGCCUUAUGGGAUGGUCAUGAUUGUUCAAACCCUCAGAUAUUACGGACUUGUGUCUUGUAAAAAAACUUUACAUUUUGAUUGUAAAAUGCAUGGAAAUAUGAACUUGUGGUCUUAGUUUUAUUUCUUUGGCCAGUGACCAUGGUAUAAACGGAAUAAUGCCCUUCGAGGUGUUCAUAAUCAGGAAUUGAUGGACUCCACGGAGGCAGCAGAAGCAAGAACAUGGCCUUCCCAUCGUCCAUUUAUUUCUGAUAAUGGACCCACUUUGGGCAUUAUCCCAGCAGCAUUAUGUUCAAAGCCUAAAUUACUUGGCUGCAUCACUUUACAAGUCAUUUUGGUUACAAUGUCUGAUAUAUUUGUCGCUCCUGAUCACCCAACAUGCAGACGUUUGAGAAACGACCUCAUGUAAUUGCACCAGGGCUAUUAUAAACCCCUCUAACUGUGUUCUUAAUUACCAUAAUGACUUAGAGGGGUGAGAGCCUAGCCAGCCUCCUCAGGGAGAGACGAGACAAGAGACAGAGCGGCCCUCAGCUGAGGGUGGACAGAUGCAGGACUGGGAGAUCGAGUGAGGGGUUUGAUGGGAGGAUCGGCUUUCACCUCCUGUCUGGGAGUUCCUCUUGUCCCCGCUGGACGCACCCGAGGGACACUUAAAUUCAGUUUUUGACCAUAGAGCAGAGAGAUGUGUCUUUGUAAGCUGUCAUCCAGCUUCAACUACAAGUUAGCUGGAAGAUAAAAAAUAGGGUUGUUUAAUGAUGGUUCCAUUCAGUAGGAAACAUCUGCAGAAACUAGGGCUCUGUUAGGAUCUCUGGUGAGAAAUUUUACUUUAAAAUGACUAAAGUUUCACAGAAGGGAGGAUUCACCUCUCAAGGAUGCGUACGAAACAGCCAAUUAAUCACUCAAAUGUUUAAACAAGAUGGUUUUACCUCUUCUAUCACUUCCAGCAGCUUGAGUUCAUCAUGAAGGGAUUAUUUGCUCAGCACAUGAAGACACUCUCAUAACUGUUCAGGUCAGUCUUCAUCCCUCAGGCUGCUCGCAUUCCUGCAACACAAUGAGUCUAUUAGAUCUCUAUCGAGGGGCUUUUGUAUAGCAAUAAUUACCACAUGACUUCAACAUCAUCCACAAACACAAUCUUCACACAUGCCUGUAACACCAUGCUUCGGCCUACAUUGAUGUUCUCCGGGGUUUUCCCCUUUGAGCACAUGUGGAGGUUCUUGAAUCUGUUGCUGUAUAGCAGCAGCUGAGCAGCCCCAAAAUGAUCACAUGUGCUGUCCAGGGAAAUAUAUAAUACACAGCUGUGUAACUGUGAUGUCAUACCAUGCACACACACACACACACACACACACACACACACACACACACACACACACACACACACACACACACACACACAUAAUUACUCAGCUGGCCAGUUGGAGAGUUGGAAUCAGACCCAGAUGUGAAAGAGACCAACUGAAAGAUGCAGCUCCACCCUUCCUCUCUCCUUAGACAUGGUGGCGAUUUGAGAGUUUUUACAUUUUUAUCUCCAGGACAUUUUACUCAAAACUGUCAAAUGUCAGCCCAAACGCUUCUAGCAAGGAGUCAGAACUUAGGAGGGAUUUAGGAAACUCCUCAGAACAAGAAAGUAACAGAAAGCUUUCCCUAAUGAGGAGGUGUGUGGCUCAGCGGUCAGGUUUGCAGUAAAUAUGGCAUUUCGGAAUUAGUUAUCUUAUGAUUCAUCAAGAAACCUUAUUCCACAAAAUAAUUAAGCUAUUCAAUGCAUCGUGGGAGUAAGGUCACAGUCUGCAUGUGCUGGAGUCAGCAGGGGAGCCUUGGAGCUCGUGAUGAGGAGGAACAAGACAUGCCAUUGUUUCCAGAAACUAAUUGCCAGAUCAAACCACCUCACUGGUCCAUGAGCCGCCCCAGGUGCCCUGAAACCCAAAUAAAAAUAAAAAAACGCAUUGGAGUGUGGUGCAAACCCAUUGUAAGUGUCAGAGCGGGAACCUCUGGGCAUUGUCGCUAACAGGUCAAUCAUAUCCGGUGGUUCAGCCAUCUAGCAUGCUUGUAAUCAGCCAUGCUGUGUUGUGGAAGAGAGCAACUCAUUCACCUAAUAGGAACUAAAAAAAAAAUUUCUAUUCACCAGUGUUGUAUUCGGAUUAUUUAAUGAAGACAUUUUAUUUGAUGAGCACAUAACAACAUGGGGGUUGUAUCACAGUAGUUUAUGGAGAAGGUUCAUGUUUUUUCGGCGGCUGUGUUUUAGCAGAGCGCCGAGGUCUGCUGCAGAUGACAUGCGGGCGGAGAGAGAGGGUGGUUUCCAUGGAGCAGCGCUGCAUGCGACCGCUGCAGAGCCUCCUUGAGCCUCCUGAGAGACGGCCCUCGGGAAUAUCUUAAAAUUAUGAUUCCACUCAUAUGUUAGCAAAAGAAAACAUGGCCAAAAAUUAUGUGACAGGAUUUUCAAUCAACCAAAAUCCUGUGUGUGUGUGUGUGUGUCACACUGUCUUGAAGAUAUUUCCAAAGUGUGGUUUUGGGUGUGUUUCUUGCUUACACUGGCACAUCUUGUUGCUCGCUCAGUCUGCUGAAGUGAAGUCACUCAUUUGGCCGAUACACUUUUUGGAUUUCAAGCCAGGUUUUCUUUUUAGUUUUCAAUAACACUAUAUGUACAUUAGCCUUUAACAUCCAUGUCAUCAUUGUGAAGAGUACAGUUCUCCAUAUAAAGCGUACAGCACUGCUGAUUCUUACCAUUCGAUUUAUCCAUCUGUUAAUCUGGAAUUGAUACCGUAAGGAAGCUCAGACAGGAUCAAGAGAUAAUCUGGAUGCUCCAGUUGUUUCAUGUGGGAUUUUGACAGUGAUAAUGAUUUCUGCCAUAGCCUGGAAUUACAAAUCUGAAUGUGCAUCCAUUCACAUUAAUGACGCGUCCACUAACAUCACAAAUCAUGCAUCAUGUUGAAUGUAUUGAACAGGGUGCACUGUAGGUGAUGGAGGGGGAGGGGAAGAACAAAGGAAUCAGAGGAGAUGGUGGGAAAACAUGGUGCGUUAGAGGAGAAUGGCGCCUGGUUUUUAAAUACAUAGAUGAUCAUUUCUCAUCGCUCGCUUGCAUUUCGCAUAUUCUGCUGAGACACAGCAAAGCAUCUUUUAAAUGAAGGAAAAAAAACAAGGGAAGGAGGAGGCAUGAUGGGAGGGAGGGAAGUGGGAGGCGAGGCAGAGGUAGCAGAGAGCAGGGGGAGGAGGGAGCGUUGAUGCGUCUGCUGUCGCUGUCAUUCCGCUGCUGCGCGGCUCAGCGGCAGGAGAGUGUGCUGGAGGGAGGAGGGUGGAAAAAAUCGGAGGAAAGGAGGACAGGAGGGAAGGAGAGAAAGGGAGUGCCUGGGCAGCACUGCAACAGCUGCAACUGCAGCAGCCUGUAAGGAGGAAAAAGAGGGAGAGAAGGAGACGGAGGGAAGAAAGAGAAGGCUGCAGGACUGCCUUAGAGGAAGCAUUUUUAUGUAUGUUUUUGCACAAGGAAAAGGGUUUGAUACGGAAGCCAGUUUUCUCCCUCGCUGAUGCUUUUCUACAUGGUCUCAUGCAGGAGGCAUGCUUGGAAAUAGUGUGAAAGGCAGAGAAGGAGACUUGAAGAUGGAAAGGACGGAUAGCACAAAGGCAUACGGCCAAGCAGAUGGCAAAGGAGUUGGUAUGGCAGCCAAGAGGGCAAAGUCUGGAGUGCCCCAGAGCACACAGAGGGGUGAACUGAAGGUUUACCGGGCGGGUAGCUCUGAGGGCAGGCUACCAGUGUCCUCCAAUCUCCGCAAGCAGAGGUCCAUGACAAAUCUGGCUGUACUCACUGACGCCGAGAAGAAGUUGCACCUUUAUGAGCCCAAGUGGUGUGAUGACAUGGCCAAGCCUGGAGCAGGGCAGUCCAAGAUGGGCAAGCCAAAGACAGCAGGGGUUGGCAGCAGUGCCGGAGGUUGUGCCCCUCUUUCUCGAAACCUAUCCAAAUCGGAACACUCGCUGUUCCAGGGCAAGCCCAUGCCCUUCAGCCCCCUGGCUGCUCCAUCUCCUCUGAGCAAGCUGAGUCGCAUACCUCGUGCUCCUUACGCUGAGGUGAAGCCCAUGAGCAAGGCGGCGCCCGAGGACGGGAAGUCGGAUGACGAGAUCCUCUCCAGCAAGGCGAAGGCCAACGCUAAGAAGCAGGGAGCCGGACCCGGAGGGGAGUCCGGUUCCAAGGGCCAAGGGGAGGAAGGGGGAGACAAGGCUUUCCUGAAGGUGGACCCAGAACUGGUGGUGACGGUGCUGGGCGACCUGGAGCAGCUGCUCUUCAGUCAGAUGUUGGACCCUGAGUCCCAGAGGAAGCGGACCGUGCAGAAUGUCCUUGACCUCCGCCAGAAUUUAGAGGAUACAAUGUCGAGUCUGCGGGGCUCUCAGCUCAGUCACAGCUGUAUGGACAGCAGUAAUGUGGGCUACGACAGCGACGAGGCCAACGCUCACAGCAUAUCCAGCCUGUCCAACCGCUCGUCGCCUCUCUCCUGGCGCCACGGCCAGUCCAGCCCUCGCCUUCAGGCGGGCGAUGCCCCGUCCUCCACGGGCGGCGGAUACAAGGGGAGUAAGACGACCGGCUCCCAGUACACGGCCCAAACGAUGCCGGCUCGCUGCUCCAGUCGCCUCAGUGGCACGUCUCGCAUUGAGCUCAUCGAAGGGUUGGAUGACGCCGACCUCAAGUCCGGUUACCUGAGUGACAGCGACCUUCUAGGAAAGAGCCUUCCGGAUGACGACGACAACCUGGGCAACGGGUGGGAUGAGAGCAGCUCCAUCAGCAGCGGGCUCAGCGACGGCGAAGGCGAUGGCUCGGAGAACCUCAGUUCAGAGGAGUUCAACGUCAGCUCCUCCCUUAGCUCCCUGCCGAGCACACCCCUGGGAUCCAGACGCAGCUCCUCUGUUAUGCUUCGCACUGACGCAGAGAAGCGCUCCCUGGUGGAGAGUGGACUUUCGUGGUACAGCGAGGAUGGCAAAGCCGCCCACAAGCUCGACAGUUGCAGCUACGGCACGGGGAGUCUCAAGACGGAGGCGCCAAGCAAGUGGAGGAAGAAGCCUCCGAGCCUCAGCGAAGAUUCAGGGUGUAAAGGAGAACUGAGGAAGCCUCAAAGCUUGGGUCAUCCAGGUAGUCUCAAGAAGGGUCGUAAUCCUCCCAUAGGUGUGACCUCCCCCAUCACCCACACCUCUCAGAGCACUUUGAAAGUCGCAGCACCUAAAAGUGAGAAGCCACUUGAUAAGUCCAGGAUUUCCCUCAAAACUGCUGGUCUACAACGGUCUCGUUCAGAUGCUGGAAGGGAUCAUCAGGGAGAGCACCGCAAGCCCCCUUCAGGUUUAGUUAAACCCACUGCCGGAGCCUCCUUUGGCUACAAGAAGCCACCAACAGCCACCGGUACCGCCACUAUGAUGACAGCAGGGGGCGCCACCAUCUCCAGUGGCUCUGCUACCGUGGGGAAAACCCCGAGGUCUUCUGGCAUCCCUAUGAAGCCUGUCGGAGGAGGGAACCCCUCGGGUCGAAAGAACAGUUUUGACGCCAGCAGCGAGCAGAGCUUCCUGGGGCCAAACACCCGAAACAACAUUCAGUACCGCAGCCUGCCUCGACCGGCCAAAUCGAGCACGUUCAGUGUGAUCGGUCGCUCUGCGCCUCGGCCCGUCAGCGGUACCAUCGACCCCAGUCUGUUGACCCUGAAACCCAUGCCCAUGUCCUCCACGGGCCCCAGGAUUAAAGAGCCCGGUAGCUGCAGCGGCAAGAUGUCUAAUCGAACGAGCACAGGCCCAGUGAACAUGACGGACCGAGAGAAGGAGAAGGAGAGAGCCAAGGCCAAGGCUGACCUAGACUGUGGUUCUCUGAAAGGAGAGGCUCUGUCCACUGGGGAGUCCACUAUGAAGCUGCACGGCCUGAGACGGACCAGCAGCAGCAAAUACCCAGAACUGUCCUCACCCACCACACCAAGGAUGCUGAACACUAAGUCUCUGGGUCGUCCACCCAGCUUGGCUCACCUGGACAAGUUCAACAGUCUUGAUUCCUGUGUGACCCUCCUGGACCUCCCGCCCAAAGUACCCCCUUACUCCAAGCUGCAGGACUUGGUUGGUUCCCACACAUCCUGCCGCCUCACCCCGAGCCCGGCGCCUGUGCUCCACAUCGAUUCCCCCGGCUCCUACACCAGCGAAAGCCUGAGUCUCAGUGGAUCACCCCUGCUCUACCCCAAGCUGUCUGGCAUGCACCGCAGCAUGGAGUCCCUGCCGCUCCAGAUGAGCGUACCUUCCAGUGGGAGGUUUGUCAGAACUGAGAUGCAUGACAAGGACGAAAGGGGUACGGGAACCUGGGGAGCCGGCAGCAGGACAUCCCUCAACCUCACAGAUAGCUUGCAAACAGACAGAAAUACGUUGCCGAAGAAAGGCUUAGAGUACGUCAUAACAAUUACAGUCGAAGCAUCUUAUUUGAAAUCUCACACUGUGAUGUCUCUUCAUUGUUGGAAGUUAAAAAACGACUUUUCUUUUCUCAGACGCUAUGGUGCGAGCCUGUCAGAGAGUGACGGCAAACCGGAAAGACGCCACUCCCACAACAUAGUUAGCAUGACUGAGAGCGACAGCCCCCCCCAGCUGCCUUCUCCCACCCGCACGUUCCUCCUCCCCUCCUCCGGCAAGGCUCCUCUCACCAACGUGGUUGCCCCAAUUUCUAGUGGCACCCCGAGGAUAUCGCGCUCCAACAGCAUAGGCCCACCCAGUGAGUCAGCCUGCGAUCUCUAUGGAUCCUCCCCCCUGGGCAGCAGUAUGUCCCUGGCUGACCGGCCAAAAAGCAUGAUGCGGUGCGGGUCUUUCCGGGAACCCGGGGAUGAUGUGCAUGGCUCUGUGCUCUCUUUGGCGUCCAACGCUUCAUCCAACCAUUCCGCGAAUGAGGAGAGGAUACAAGGGGAGCAAAUCCGCAAGUUGAGGCGAGAGCUGGAGUCUUCCCAGGAAAAGGUUGCCGACUUAACCAUGCAGCUUACUGCCAAUCUAGGCCAGGCUAAUCUGGUAGCAGCAUUUGAACAGAGUUUGGCGCUGAUGACGGCACGCCUGCAGACCCUGUCGGUCUCCUCAGACCAAAAGGACUCUGAGCUCACUGAGCUGAAGGAUACCAUCGAGGUUCUUAGGGUGAAAAACACAGAGACCCAUGAAAUCAUUCAGGAGGCUCUCGGCUCUCAGGAGGCUCUCGGCUCUCAGGAGGCUCUCAGCACUCCGGACAUCGAACCUAAAGAACCGCUGAUCCAUCGGCAGAACUCGUCCGAAAGCAUCUCCAGCCUCACCAGCAACACCAGCCACUCGAGUAUGGGCAGUCUGAAAGAGCAGGAGGCCAAGAAGAAGAAGAAGAAGAGCUGGGUCUUUGAGUUACGCAGCUCCUUCAACAAGGCCUUUAGCAAGAAGGGCUCCAAGCAGGCUGGACCGUAUGCCGACAUUGAGGAAAUUUCCACCCCAGAAUCCUCUGCACCUUCCUCCCCUAGAGUCCACCAUGGUGGGAACAACCCUCCAUUGUCAUUGAAAUCCUCUGCCUCUGCAUCAUCAUCAGGACUCUGUGAAGGAGAUGAGGUGGGUGAUGAUAACGUUGUAACAGACCUGCGUUCAGAGCUGUGGGAGAAGGAGCGCAAACUGACAGACGUCCGCCUGGAGGCUCUGAGCUCCGCCCAUCAGCUGGAGCAGAUGCAGGACGCCAUGUGCAACAUGCAAUCAACAGUGGAGAACCUGAAGGCUGAGAACGACCAUCUGAAGACGGGUGGUCUGUCCCCCUGUCCAUCUCCUGGACCCUCCAGCUCUGUCUCCCAGUCCUCAGGUCUCACCGCUCUGGGAAGCUCAUCACCUCGACAGUCCGUAGCCAUGCCCAAGAGCUACAGCAGAGGGCCGAGUGAGGGGAGCAGCUCAGCAGACGUCUUCUUUGCAGAUUCUCUCAGUCUUUCCUCUCAGAGGGAUGAACACCGUGUUCGGGUGGUGAUUUGUGUCGCAGAUUUGCACGUCUUCAAAGAUGAGGUCAAACAGCAGGAUUUCUUCGUCGGCACUGUCAGGGUGAAUGGCAGGAUGGACUGGCCCAUGCUGGACUCAGCAGUCAGCCAGGCUUUCAAGGUGUACAUAGCCAAGGUGGACCCCACUUCUAGUCUGGGCCUGUCUACAGACUCCAUCUACAGUUACAGUAUGGGCCACAUCAAGAGAGUGCUGGGAGGAGAAUCUCCAGAGACACAGCCCUCUCGCUGCAUGUCCCGGGGCCCCAGUAGCAUCACAGUGGCCCUGAAAGGCCUGAAGGAGAAGUGUGUGGACAGCCUGGUAUUUGAAACCCUCAUUCCCAAACCCAUGAUGCAACACUACAUCAGUCUGCUGCUCAAACACCGCCGUCUCAUCCUGUCCGGACCGAGCGGGACGGGUAAGAGCUACCUCGCUUCCCGGCUGGCUGAGUACCUGGUGGACCGCAGCGCCCGCGAAGUCACCGACGGCAUCGUGGUCACUUUCAACAUGCACCGCCAGUCAUGCAAGGAUCUGCAGCUUCAUCUUUCCAACCUGGCCAAUGAAAUCGAUCGGGAAACCAGCACAUCAGAAACACCGCUAGUCGUUAUUCUGGAUGAUGUUCAUGGGCCUGCGUCCAUCAGCGAACUGGUCAAUGGUGCUCUCACCUGCAAAUACCACAAAUGUCCUUACAUUAUUGGAACAAGCAAUCAGCCAGUGAAGAUGAUUGCGAACCACGGCCUCCAUCUCAGCUUCAGGAUGGUGACGUUCUCCAACAAUGUGGAGCCAGCCAACGGCUUCCUGGUGCGCUACUUGCACAGGAAGCUGAUGGAGUCGGAGGAUGAGAAAAACUUGACCAACGAGGACCUGAUCAGGGUGUUAGACUGGGUGCCCAAACUGUGGUAUCACCUGCACGCCUUCCUGGAGAAGCACAGCACGUCGGACUUCCUCAUUGGCCCCUGCUUUUUCCUGUCCUGUCCUGUCACGGUGGAGGAGUUUCGAUCGUGGUUCAUUGAUCUUUGGAACCACUCUAUCAUUCCUUACCUGCAAGAGGGGGCCAAGGACGGCAUCAAGGUCCACGGACAGAAGGCGGUGUGGGAGGACCCAGUGGAGUGGGUGCGGGGCACCCUGCCUUGGCCUCUUGCCCAGCAGGACCAGGCAAAGCUGUUCCACUUGCCUCCCCCCAGCAUCGGCUCAAGCAGCCCUGGUCAGCCAUGCGAGGAGAGGCCUCACAAGGAGACUCCACCCAGCUCCAUGGAAUCUGAUCCACUGAUGGCAAUGCUUUUGAAACUUCAAGAGGCUGCCAAUUACAUUGAAUCCCCAGACAAAGAAGACCCUUGUCUGCCCAAACUUUGAACACAAAGCUUACACUUUACAAUUAGCACUUCAAAUCUUAUGUUUUUGUGAUGAUGCAGUUCUCAGUCAGGAACAAAUUAUAUCUAAGAAAUGGAUAUAGGGUAAUUCAAACCAUCAUUCCCGUAGUAGGUUAAGAGUAUAACUAGGUUAUUACAACAUACGUGCAGUAUUUUCAAAAUACAGUAUUUUCAAAAGACUAUAUUCUGUUACUUUACUGUAUACUUGACUGGAUGACAUUCACUUUAGUUCCGAUAACUUUACCACCACGUUAGCGAUCACAGUAGUCUUAGAUCGGUGCUAAAAGAUCACUAAGAAUUGUCCCAGCGCUUUAGACUUCAGGUGAUUUCUGCAACAGCACACGUGCAUCAUGGUGCACGGAGUGCUUGUGAACGAGAGCUGUUCUCAAUUAUGGUGACUCAUUUUGAAAAAGAGUAUGACAGCAUGACAGAUGCUACUAUUUAUUGCAAAGUUCUUUGGUACAUAUCUACUGUAUAAGUCUUUGAAGGCCAAAUCUUAUACAUAUGCAAUCCUGAACUUUACAACCUGAGCAGGUGAAACAAAUAAAAUGCCUUAAGAACAAAGACGUAAAUGUCAUCUCAACUUCAGCAGAGAAUACUGGUGCUUUUAUCAAUAUCACCACAGCUGUGACGAUCAGGAGUCAGUUAUUUCUUCAGCUCUCAACAUUAUUUAUUUUAAUUCAUCUUUUUUUUUUUUUCUACAAUAUCAAAUUAUAAAAUACGAUAUGAUCAAUUAUCAGUAUAUGUUUUCACAUACGUCUUUAUCAUUGUUAUGGCUUAUAAGUACAAUUAAUUUUAACUUGCUGUCAUACUCUUUUGCAUAAAACAAAACCUAUUUAUUAGUGAUGUGAGAUCAUCACUUUGUUGCUGCACAGUUCCAUAUUUUCCAAGUAAAUGUAGUUUCAUGAACUGCUUUAUGUGUCACCAAUGUUGCCGUCUAUAUCAGGUAUUAGAUACUUAUCACACAGGGAUAAUAUAUCAUAACAAACACCCUCUGAUUAAACAGAUUGGGCAAAUGCUAUUUGAAUCCUAUUCUGAUUUUUUGUUCUAUAACAUUUAUCUAGGAAAGUGUACAUUUGUUUCAGAUCUUUCCCCCCAGAUUCAGAGUAGCUACUGUAUAUAUUAUGUACAUGCAAUCAGGCUACAUCGCAGUUAUUUUAUCUAUAUUAGUUGGUGCAAAUAUCUAAUAUACUGAACCAAAUACUGUACUUUAAUCAUGCACAUUGACUGUCAUGUUAGUGGUUUAAGUUCAACGAUGAAUGUAUAGAAAACACUUGUGAAAAACAACCAUUCAACAGUACAAAUCACCUAUUUGGUGCUUUUAAAGGAAGCCUUAUCACAAAGCUCCACUGCAAAACACUUAAAGUCUGAGUAGAGUGACUUUAAAUCUACCUAUGCCCAUUUAUACUUCAAGAACAGAAUAAUAAAACAAAACAAAUCUCAUUCUCAUGCUUAUCAUCAUCAUUUAGGUACUUUUGGUGCUCUUUAACAAUGUCCCGAACUAUUCUAGUGUUGAAUAAAGAUCGCGUAGGUUUCAGGGUAGGUUAGCAAAGAGUUUUGUGUCAUGCAGUAGAACUGUCAAAAGCUAAAGUAAUGUGAAAUAGAUCUGGAUGAUGAUUUCUGAUAUUUUUUAGGACGUGUCGUCAAAGAAGUGUUGAAUUCAUUACGUAGAGACCGUGUAGUCAUGUGAGACAUUUGUUGUGUGCGCCCAUGCUAACACUGUGCGGUAUUCAUAGUUGAGAACACUUUGGGUACAAGGUAGGGACCAAGCGAUUGUGGAGAGGUGUUGUUUUUUUCCGAAGAAAGAUUAAAAAGCAAAAUAUGUAAACACUUUUUGUGUAGAUUUUUGUAAAGAAGCCCUAAUGGCACACAUGGCAUACAAAGUGGUUGUGCAAGUGUUGUUGAAAUAAUUCACCUGUCCAUCCCAAACUGUGUCAUUGUUUAGGUGCUCCGACUACACUUCACAUGUACAUAACCUCCUGUAAAUGAAUGUCAUACCACUUUCUAUGACAGCUCCAUAAGAAAGUUUAACAUUUUAAAUUGUAUCUGAGCUGCUUAUUGCUUCGUUAUUGCACUGUUAUUGCAUAAGGCUGAUAGCAACACUUCAAGCUAAUCUGCAGCUCUGAUUUGUCACCUGUUUACUAAAAAAGAAAAGAAAGAUUUAAAGACAUCGAAGAGCAAAAAAGAUGCCAAAAUGGCCAGUGAAUCUCACACUGGUCACAUGCCAAUUGAGAAUAAUGUCAGUUAUUGUAAAUAUUUCAGGUAUUGGACUACCAACCCUGGUCUGUUUCUGCAGGUUAACUAAAGCCAUCAGCCCGAGCUUCUCAUCUCAUUCACUGGUUGUUGUGCCUGUUACUCUGUAGUAGCUGUGAUUUGUGUUUUGCUUACUAGUGUAUCAGGACUAUGCAGCAACUUCUACUGGUGUUGGCACUCAGCAAAUGCCUGAUCCUCACGAGCAAACGCAGUGUGUUUUCAUCUGGUCUGUCUUUGAGUUCUUAAUUUGGACCAAAUUGCACCACAUGGACAAAAAAUGGGAGCUUGUUUUAGCAGGUGGUACUGAGCCUUAAAGAGAGGAGGAUUUGUUCGGCGUUGUGUUGAGAACAGGGUUUAUUGAUGUAGUUAAAGAAAUUAAGCAGUUUGAAAGCUUUUGCAGGUGUUUUGUCCUAAAAAAGUAUCAUAACUGAACUUGUAAAUGACGAUAAACAGUUAAAAAAGUGUCAAAAUCGAAUUAUGAGCCUGAACUAGUAGAGGCAAGAAUCCACACGUCACUGUUUAUGCAUGUAGAAUCAAAGCAGAUAAAGAGAUGAAUCGGAUCUCUUUAGGCCAAUACAGGUUGCUGAAUAGUCAUAUUUUAGCAAAGCUUGUUGUGGACUAAACUAAGAUUUAAAGAAAAAAUGUUAUGCGGUAUCUAAUGUCACUGACGUGCAAAUGUUAAGGGUUUCUAUGUGUUGUAAAUGCAUGUAAACUUGCUGUGUGAUGAGAAAAAGAAAAAAACAUUAACAAUGAUGUAUUGUUUUGGAAAAUCAUUCCAGAUAAUGUUUUCCUUUUUAAUACUCAAAAUAUUUGAUAUUUCUUUUCUCUUUUUUUCUAAAGAAUCCUUUGUAAAACUUAAUUUCUCUAUUUUGUACAGGACAUCAUUGUAAAGACUGUAAAUAGGUCCGCAUUCUGGAUGCGGCAACAAUCAUUGAGGGGAAACAAAGAAAUCAUCCUGGAGAGAAAAGGGAUAUUUCUUCAGAGUUGGGUCCAAUACAUGGAUAAGGCAUGUUUCCGAAGGCUUUCAUCCACCUGUCACUGGUUGUUGGAAUCAAUAAAAUACAUGUUAUAUUUAU
Messenger RNA from Anarrhichthys ocellatus (wolf-eel), 14277 nucleotides. It is a transcript of the gene nav1b, whose product is annotated as neuron navigator 1b. Gene Ontology annotation, cellular component: microtubule cytoskeleton; axon initial segment. NCBI's taxonomy places the organism in Eukaryota, Metazoa, Chordata, Actinopteri, Perciformes, Anarhichadidae. Gene Ontology annotation, biological process: microtubule bundle formation; neurogenesis; neuron migration. Gene Ontology annotation, molecular function: ATP hydrolysis activity. The transcript has 30 exons. The record is from RefSeq and is a predicted model, not a curated record. Bases 5175 to 10931 code for a protein of 1918 amino acids.